This is a messenger RNA of Acanthocheilonema viteae, 2562 nucleotides long. NCBI's taxonomy places the organism in Eukaryota, Metazoa, Nematoda, Chromadorea, Rhabditida, Onchocercidae. The record is from the annotation of a GenBank genome assembly.
AUGAAAGUGGCCCCGAAUGAAGACAGCGACGAUGAUCAAAUAUUGGUAGCAUUCCGGAAAUCGGACCACUCGGAAAAUGAAGCACCGUCGUCAUCAUCACUGUCAGUGUUGAAUGCACAGCAUGAAUUACCUCUUGCGCGGGUUAAGACGAUUAUGCAAAGUGGUGGUGAGCAAGUGCCGAUCUCCAGUGAAGGCUUAUUUGCUAUGACCAAGGCUGCAGAACUUUUUAUAUGCAAAUUAGCAAAAGAAUCAUAUGAAUCAAAUGGCAAACCAAAAUGUAUCGAAUAUUCCCAUUUGGCGGAUUAUAUUCAAGACAAUGAUAAACUUGAAUUCUUGCAUGUCAUAUACCAAACAAGCAUGGUUUCCGUCAAUGGCCAACUUUUUCAUUUACAAAUCCUCAAUGCCGCUGUGCAAUAUGGUGAUAGCAUAGCAUUGACAGAUGAACAUAUCGGUGAAAAUCUAACUUUCAAUCAGCUUCGGAAUAAGUCUUACAGUUUUGCUAAUGCUCUUAAACUAUUGGAUGCUAAAAAGGGCGAUAUUGUGGUUGUUUGCCUGAAAAACUGUUAUCAGUAUGCUGUCAUCUUCCUGGGUAGUGCGCUAAUUGGAUGCUCCAUAUCGGGUAUCCAUCCAGAAUCUACCCAACAUGAGCUCGAAAAAGCUCUGAAAUUAACAAGUGCUAAAUUUCUGAUUGUAUCAUGCCACAAUUAUCAUAUCGCCAUCAAUUACGCUGCACAAUGCAAGUUAAUAAUUCUGAACAAACAUUUUGCUCAAGUUGGAGAAGAUUUCGACAGUUUGAUCAAAAAAUGGGAAGAAAAUUUGGUUGAUAUCAGUGAAAAAGACAUUAUCCUGGAUGACAUAUUGCUAACACCUUUUAGUAGUGGUACCACUGGAUCAUCGAAAUGUGUCCAGCUAACUCAUCGUAACUUCAACGUUUCAACUGCUAUUCUUAAACAGGCCUUAUUUGACAAGUUGUCGGAAGGUCGCCGACGUGUAACUAUCAGCGUAUUACCAUUUUAUCAUGGUUCCGGAUUCUGGGCAUUAUGUUACUGCUUACUAGAAGGACAUCAAACCAUUAUAAUGGAAUCUUUUCAUCCAGCAAUAAUGCUAAAUUGUAUUGAGAAAUAUAAAAUCGACACACUAAAUGUGGUACCGGUAAUACUCGAGAGUCUUUGCCAAGAUGAAAUCCAUACUAACCGUUGGGAUUUAUCAUCAUUAACGACUGUAUUAUGUGGAAGUGCUCCUUUGGGUAAAGAACUUAGCAAACGAUUUCUGCACAAAUUCCCUCAUGUGAUUAAUUUAAUACAAGGUUACGGUAUGACAGAAUUGGUAGUUCUAAGCCAUAUAAUGCCGCUGGGUACACCAAUCAAUAAUGACAAUUAUUUGGGAAGUUGCGGGAAACUGCUUCCUGGCUUCGAGGCUGUGCUGCUAGAUGAAGAAACUGGUGUAGUGCAGAAAGAACCGUGGAAACCUGGUGAACUCUUGCUGCGGUCAGAAGCAAUCAUGAAGGGUUAUUUGAACGAUACAGAAGAAACCAAAAAAGUUAUUGACAGCAGCAAAUGGUUACAUACUGGUGAUGUGAUGUAUUUCGAUUCCAACGGCUUUUACUUCGUCAUCGAUCGAAAGAAGGAUUUAAUCAAAGUAAACGGCAUGCAAGUGUCACCGACUGAAUUAGAAGGCAUCUUAAAAUGCCACAAGAAUGUCAACGACGCAGCUGUUGUAGGUAUACCGGAUAAGGAUCACGGGCAGGUUCCAAAAGCAUUUGUUGUAUUGGUGAACGAUGAAGCGGUUGGCUUCCAGCCUAAAAAUCUUAUCAAAUACGUAAAUGACCGAGUAGCGCCACAUAAGCAAUUACGUGGUGGCAUUCAAAUAGUACGUGGAUUGCCGAAAACGCCGAGUGGUAAAACAUCACUCUAUAGAGCAGAUGUGUUGAUUAUGGGCAGUAUUGCAGCGUCACGCUAUUUAAAAACUGAUAAGGAGACGGACGAAAAAAUAAAAGCAGUGACACCAUUCAAGGAAGACCGAUAUCUUCCGGAUACAUCUACCAGUGAGCAGGUACAAAAUCAAUCCGAUAUUUUGAAUAGUUUUGCCGAAAAUAAGGGACUACGUUUCGUUGAAGUGGACAAUUACAAUCGCCUGAGGGCAUUAUUGACAAGUAUAGAAUGUAUCAUUCGAUAUUUUGUGCGACAACAAUGGACCGAACAAAUUGUUAAUUUUAUUUGUGUCUUUUUAUGUGUUAUUUUAUUCGCUAUUUUUGGUUAUUAUCCACUUGGAGAGCUUCUCAUUUAUCACAUACGACUUGUGACUCUUAACGAGACCACUUGCGAACAAGCAAAACCACCAAAUAUUCGAGGAGAUUCAAAUGCUGAUUAUAAUGUGGGAACAUAUCGCAAUUUACGUGCUGUAUUCGGUUGGGGUCUAUGGGCAUUUCCCGUGGAUUCCCACGUAGGAGACGGAAUACACUUUCCAAUCUGUUAUUCCGAACAAUCGGCAGUUUCCACUGACAUACGCUACAGCGUACAUCGAGAAGAUAAACAAAAUAAAAAUUACGAGCAUCACUUCUAA